CCGAAGUGAAGAAGAGAUGCUAUUGACCCAUACAAGGGUACCCAUACAAAGUUGAACUGCAAUUUUAGAUAGAUGGAAGUCUACAGUCGAUUAAAACUAACAGAAAAAUAUAUUUUCUGGCGUGUCAACAAAGUUUAGGGCUGUAGUUUCCGGGUACACAAUUUAGUGCAAACUUGCUUUAACGACCUCGCGAGCGAGAUUCCAGAACAGAAAAGCCUUAGCGAAUGCUAGCUUUUAAGCUACAUUAAGAAGCAAAGAGCAACUGCAUGAAUCCGUGGAACAUUUUGCGGGACAGGCCGAAGACUUGUGUUUUGGUUUAAUACUUCCCCGACAGUAUACGACCACUCGACACAAAUCUCCACUCGUUGGUUAGCUAGGUAACCACAGUGUUAUCCAUCUGAGGGGACAGCUAGCGCAGCAGCCUGCCUUCUGCCGACGUGCACUUCCCCCACUCUUACAGCAGCCGGCUAGCCGCAGCGUUAGUCCGGUACAUAAAAUGAAGCCACCAUCAGCAUUUUUGGACGCUGUGUGGCUCUUUGGAAUUUGCUGAUGCAUGUGGAGAAGAUAUUGUUUUUGUGAGAUCUCUAUCAUAGAGGUCAAAAUCAGUACGGGGAAUGGACGAGCAGAAAUCAAACUGCGAAGAGAAUGACUCUGAACCAACGGCUGAUGACAGUGCCAUUGCAAAGCAGCCUGUUUCCUCUGAGGAGGAGUCUAAAGCCUCUUCUGCUGCUGAGGAUGAGUCUGGUGUUAAUGCAACCUCCUCCAGCAAAUCUCUAGAAAGUUUCCGUGCCUGUGCGCUUUGUAACUGUGUGGAGCGGAGCUUGCAUGGACAACGGGAACUGAGACACUCUGGGCCGUUUUCUGAGCGGCCAACCCUCAAGCCAUCAGCUUCCCCACUGCCACAGCCCGGAAAUGAUGACCUGUCUUCCAUUGGAUUUUCUGACUCCUCUUGUCUGACACCUCUCUUUGAUGACUCAGGGGGUUGUUGGGUUCACCACUGGUGUGCUGUGUGGUCAGAGGGAGUGAAGCAGACAGAAGAUAAGGAGCUGCAAAAUGUGGAUAAGGCCGUUAUCUCAGGGACACAGCGGCUUUGCGAAUACUGCAAAAGGCUGGGUGCAACCAUACGAUGCCACGCAGAGGGCUGCACACGCUUCUACCACUUCCCGUGCUCUGCAGCCAGUGGAUCCUUCCAGUCCAUGAAGCAGUUAGUUCUCCUCUGUCCAGAGCACAUAGAAAAGGCAAAAGAGUUGGCUGGUGAGGAAGCUUGGUGUGCAGUGUGUGACUCAGCAGGAGAGCUCACAGAUUUGCUUUUCUGCACGGGUUGUGGACUGCAUUAUCAUGCAGCUUGUCUGGAAAUUGGUGCCACUCCCAUUCAACGGGCAGGAUGGCAGUGUCCAGACUGUAAAGUGUGCCAGACUUGCAGACAACCAGGGGAAGACUCCAAAAUGUUGGUAUGUGAUGCUUGUGAUAAGGGAUACCACACCUUCUGUCUUGAGCCAGCCAUGGAUUCUCUUCCUUCUGACCCUUGGAAAUGCAGAAGGUGUCGUGUAUGUAUGGAGUGUGGUGUCCGUGGACUGGUGCUGUCAGGUUCGGCCCAGUGGUUUGAGAACUACACUGUGUGCGAGGGAUGCCAGCAUCACCGCAGCACAGUGUGUUGCGUGUGCAGCAAGGCUACCAACCCAUCUGUUGGUCUUCAGUGCUGCAUCAGCUGUCACAGAUGGAUGCACAGUGAGUGUGCUUCAGUAGGGGAGCUUCCAGAAUCCAAGAUUACUUGCCUACUUUGCAAGGAAGAUCAGCAGCAGCCUCAUGUUAAAACACACACAGUGGGACUGGAGACCAGAGAGGAGAUGACAAUCCAAGUGGAUGCUAACAUGGUCACAGAAAAGCAGGCAGAUUUAUCGGAGGUGACAACAGGACACAAGGUCACAUCUGAAAUGGAUCAGGCUGGAGAUGAGCCAGUAAAAGAAACGCCUAUGGACUUUGGGGUGGAGUCUGUAGAUGCUCAGACAACUGAUGAUGUGGAGAUGACCAAGGAGGGAGAACCACAGGCAGCAACCAAAGGAUUCACUUGUGAAGCACCAGCUGCAUCACUUGUGUCCACAGUAUGCGCAACGUCAGAAAAGGUGGGCCCUUGUCGUCCUGCGGAUGAAGAGAAUAUAGAAGAAGCAGUCAUCCAGAUGACUAAGGGCAUCCUUCCCCAGGACAUCACAGCAGUGACACAGUCAGGCAACAACCCUAUGGUAGAGCCUACACAUUUGUCCCCUAAAGUCCCUGAAAACAUGGAGAUGGGGACAGAGGAAGAUGUCCAAGAGGCAGUUGAAAAAGAACCAUCACAGGAGUCAUUAAAGAGCAGAUAUGAGAUUAUUUCAGAACCAUUUAGGAAGGAUUCACAUGAGUUACCAACUUCUUCCAUGUCUGCAAACAAAACAGGGCCUUUGUCCAUGGAUGAAAAGCAGGAGAUUGGGGGUCUUGACAUAGACCCUCAGUCUCCUACCAUUUCUUUAUCAGCUGACACACAAGAGACCCUCUCUAUUGUGGACAUGGAGGGGAGGCUACUUGCUCCUUCUGAAGAGGAGGAAGAAGAAGAGGAUGAUGAGCCAUUAAAAGGCCAUACUGAGGACAUAAAGCAGAAACUGCAAGAGAUUAAGCCAGAAUUGCUUCUGGAUGAAAUGUCCAACAUGAGUCAUGAAGAUGAGAGCAGCAGUGGCUUCUUGGGCUCUCCAGGAGAACCUGAUCCUCAACUGUCCAUGGAACUUGGUCUCGUGCCUGCUGGCCGCUCACACACAGACAGCUUGCUCACUGAGACCGAUGAUUCUCUUCCCUUUGAACUGCUUAGAAGUGACAGAGAAAAGGCAAAGCGUAGAGGAUCCCCAGGCCGCUCAAGGGUCAAACAGGGGAGAAGCAGUAGUUUUCCUGGAAAGCGCAGACCUCGAGGUGGUGGUGGAGGGAGAGGACGUGGUGGGAGGUCACGCCUCAAAGCCAUGGCCUCCUGCAUUGAUGCCUUCUUGCUGAGCAUGACCUCAGACACUGGACUAAGUAAAGAGGAAGAUGAUGAGGAAGAUGAUACCAUGCAGAACACAGUGGUUCUUUUCUCAAAUACUGAUAAAUUUGUCCUGCUUCAGGAUAUGUGUGUUGUGUGUGGUAGUUUUGGAAAGGGUAUGGAGGGACAGUUGCUAGCUUGUGCUCAGUGUGCCCAGUGUUAUCAUCCUUAUUGUGUAAACAGUAAGAUUAACAAGAUGAUGCUUCGAAAAGGCUGGCGAUGUUUGGAAUGUAUUGUGUGUGAAGUCUGUGGAAAGGCCUCAGACCCCUCCCGUCUGCUGCUGUGUGAUGACUGUGAUGUCAGCUAUCAUACCUACUGCUUAGACCCACCUCUGCACACUGUACCAAAGGGUGGUUGGAAGUGCAAAUGGUGUGUGUGCUGUGUCCAGUGUGGUUCCAACUCACCGGGUUUUCACUGUGAGUGGCAAAAUAACUAUACUCACUGCGGCCCUUGUGCAAGCCUUGUUACCUGUCCGGUAUGCCGAGAGAACUUCAUGGAAGAGGAGCUGCUGCUGCAGUGUCAGUACUGCGAUCGAUGGGUCCAUGCUGUCUGUGAGAGUCUGUACACAGAGGACGAGGUAGAGCAAGCUUCUGAUGAGGGCUUUGCAUGCACAUCCUGCACACCAUAUGUCCCAAAACCUGUGGUAGAGUCUGCCAUUAUGGCUUCAAUAAAGAUCAAAGAGCCAGAACCACAGUUCUACAGGUUGGAAGGUGUGUGGCUGACGGAGUCGGGCAUGUCCCUGCUUCGUAGCAUUUCCAUGUCUCCUCUGCACAAGAGACGGCAGCGUCGCUCCCGUCUUGGCACUUUGUGCAGUGAAGGUCCGGAUGGAAUGGAUCUGAGGGAGGUCGAAGGAGAAGGGGAGGAAGGAAAAGGCUGUGGGGAACCCAUGGAAUGUGAAUCCAAAAUGGAGCAACCAGGAAGCCCUGACAGGGAAGGUGGUGAGAGGGAUGCAGGAGCUGAGGGAGGCGCUGAAGGCAUGGCUGACUGCGAGGGUCUGAAAGGGGGAGGAGAGGAGAUGGAUGAUAGCAAAAAAAGGAAGCGGAAACCUUACAGGCCUGGGAUUGGAGGCUUCAUGGUGCGACAAAGGAAGUGUCAUACACGGAUGAAGAAAGAAUUUUUUGCCCAGCUGGCUGGAGAAACCACAUUAGAUGGUCAGCCAAUAGAGAGAACCAUUGAAGAAGGACCCCACCCUGACACAGAUAACAUAAUGGAUCCUAAACCAGCUGAAGGUGAGGAGCAGGCCAAGAAACGCCGGGGACGAAAGAAGAGCAAACUUGAGGACAUGUUUCCAGCAUAUCUCCAGGAGGCAUUCUUUGGCAAGACACUAAUAGACAUGAGUAAGAAAGCUGUGAUGAUAGCCCCAGGGCAGAAGCCAGGUGCUUGCCUUGUUCGACCUUCAUUACCAGCACCAACAGGCGUCAAAACUACUACCCCAGAGAUUGAGGCCAAGGAUUCAGUGGUGGAAGGUAAUUUUCCUCUCAAGCAAGAAGGGAGUGAGCCCCCCCAGGCUCAGGGAGACGGUGCAAGAAUUCCUACAACGUCUUCAUCUGUAAAAGACCAGAUGUCAACUGAUCCUCAUGACUCUGAUGCAGAAAACAGUGAAGGUCUUCCACAAGGAGUGGAGAAUCAGGACUCUGAGCAGUUCUUCAGGAAAGUUCUUGGAGUGCCAGAUGGUUCAUCAUUGGGGGGCAUGAAGCCCAUCAUGGAGGGCAGUAAAGGAGAACUAAAUCGCAGCGCUCUGCCUCAGAGAGCUGUUAUCUCAGGGUCCCUGCCCUCAGCUGGAAUGAUGGAUGCUUUUCCUGGCCUCUCUCAGUCACCCUUCUUUGACAUGCGGGACAGAGGAGGACUCUUCAGUCCAGAUGGGGGCGAGGAGAGUCCGUGGGCCACUCCUUCCACCCCAGCAACCCCUUCCUCACCACCUACUCCCACAGAGGGAGAAGGUGAUGGAUUGUCUUAUAACCAGCGCAGUCUUCAGCGCUGGGAAAAAGAUGAGGAGCUGGGAGAGCUCUCAACCAUUUCCCCUGUUCUUUAUGCCAAUACAAACUUCCCUACUCUUAAACAGGAUUACCCAGACUGGGCAAGUCGCUGUAAACAGAUCAUGAAGAUCUGGAGGAAAGUGUCUGCUGCAGACAAGGUUCCAUAUCUGCAAAAAGCCAAAGAUAACCGAGCAGCUCAGAGGAUCAACAAGGCACAGAAGCAGGCAGAGAGUCAGGUGUGCAGGCCAAUCAAAACAGAGCCAGGCCGUGCAAAAGGAGAACGACCUAGCUUACACCUUCAGAUUCCACCACAUUCCUCAACUUCAAUUUCCUCCCAGCCGAGCUCUGCAGAGAGUCCGUAUCCCUUUCCUCCAGAUUCAGGGUCAUCCUCUGUCUUCUUCUCAGAUGGACCUAUAAAAACCCCAUUGUCAGCUGAAAUAAGGACAGAUCCCUUGGCUAAACUUCCACCUCAGUCACCCCAUUCUCACUCGCAUCCAACCACACCUUUCUCACAUGCUGGGGCCAGCCCUUUACAGGCCUCUUCCUCAGGUUUUUCUGCUUCCGGCCCACAGGGUCCUCCUCAGGGACGGCCAGCCAGUCUUGGCCCUUUUGACAUGCAACCAGGAACUCCUGGAACCCCCAGACGGGCUCAGCAGGUUGACCCCUAUUUCAGAUCACAACUGCAGCAUCAACAGGGUCAUCUACCACAAUCGCAGCAAGGCUCUCAGGAGUCCCUGGGACCUUCUGAAAGUCCCCUUUCAAGAGGUCCUGGGCUUGGGGAGUCGACAAUCUUUUCACCACCCCACAGUACCCACUAUGGAGACUCUUUCAGAGCCCAACAGGGAAUGGGACGAUCAGAAUACGGUUCAUCCCCCUCACCAUCUGCUCUAGCCUCUUCACCUGCAAGUUCAGGGCAGUACAGGGCUGAUAUGAGUGCACCUUCUUCACGUUCUGCUUCUGUUGGAAGACCUGAACCUUCCACUGGCUCCCCUGCUGGGAUGCUGGAGUCUGGGGAUGGUUUAUUCAAGGCUCCGAUGACACCACGAAUGCACCAAGGAGAGAGUGGGGCACUUCACCAUGCAGCCUCCCCUAGCCAUCCUUCUGAUAGCUAUAGGCAGUCUCCCUCCCACACUUUUUCUGACCCCCAUGCUCAUCCACCGCUCACUCCCAGACCACAGUUGGGUGACAACUGUUCUCUUGGGCCCCAGAGAAUUCCUGUAGCUCAACAGGAUCAUGGGAUUCAAAGAGUGCCCUCUAGUCCACAGUCCCAGGGCAGCUCUCAGUCUCCCCAUACUCCUGGUGGCCUGUCCAACGAUGCUUACUCUGUCCAGUCUCCUGCUACCCCUCGUUUCCAAUCCCCAGACCCUUGUUCUCAGCCACCAUCAAGGCCACAAUCUAGAGACCCUUUUGCUACUGUCCACAAACCCCCUCGCACUCCCUCACUUGCUCCAGAAGGAACUGGAAACUACAAAACAUCACCUCAUCCUAACCAGCCACCUCCAGCCCACCCUGUCAGCAGUUCUGCAGGGGAUCUUCUCUCUGGUAAACCAUCAGCAACCCCCGUUUUCAGCUGCAGCCCCAGUACGGGAACCUUCCAAAUAACCCAACAGCAGGCUCAGAUGGCACACGGGCAGCCUCCACAAUCACAGCCACAACCUCAGUUGACACCAGGAGCAGACAGUCUUAGUUCCAGGUUGCCCCCUUCAUCUGGAUCUCAAGAACUACCAUCUGUUCACCCUCCAGACUUGUCUCAUCAGCCAUCGCUGCCAGGCACAGAAAUGCCUGACAUCUCUGCAGUGCAGGACCCCUCAUUAGUUGGACUCAGUCCGUCUGAGCUGGAGAAACACAGACAGCGACAGAAACUGAGGGAAUUCUUAAUUAGACAACAAAUGCAGAGAAAUUCCAUCAGACAAGAGAAAGAGGCUGCAGCCGCUGCGGCUGCUGCUGCUUCUGCUUCAGCUGCUGCUGCUGGAAGUGCAUCCCCUGGCUGGUCUGGAGGAGAGAUGGGAUCCUUUCAACAGGACAAGUCUCACAGAGCACCUCCACCCUAUCCACAGGAUCGUGUUGCUGCUACUCCCUCUGGAGCUCAAGCCUCUGUUGCUGGAAAGAUGCCCGUGGCUGUAGGAGGCAUGGAUGAUAAACUAAUUCGCCCACCGCCUCCAGGAACACCUGCCAUUGUGGAUCCUGCAACACUAAGGCUACCAGGACCUACUAGACCACAGGGCAUGUUUCCCCGUCCACCAUUCCCUCCUCAAUGGCAGGGCCAGGCUCCAGGUCAAAGGAGGUUCCCCCAGCCUGGCAUGGAAGCUAUGGGCAUAAGGCACAAUCUUAAUCCUGCUGUCAACAUCCAGGGUAUGGAAGGCAUGAGUAACCCCCAUACUAUGAUGCCAGGACAUGGAGGAGAGAGCAUACAGCCUUUGGGUCAAGGGCACCCACCGCAGUUCAUUGAAUUGAGGCACAACUCACAAAGGCUGCCCCUUAGACCACAAUUUAUGCCCCGCGGACACCAGCCAAGACAGCGCCUCUUUGUCCCCCAAGAUAUGGCUUCACCUUAUGUGCAGCAGCAUCCCAUACCUCAAGCUGGUGGUAUUAAAACAGAGGGGGGUAGUGACUCACAGCUGGGGUUUCCACAGGGGGGUCUGUCAGUUUUACUGUCUGAUCAGUCCACAACCUCUGUUUCACAGCAGCCCCAUUUGCAGCCUCAGGCCGCUACUUCCAACUCGAGCACUCCAAAUACUGGCCAGCAAAAACUUGCACAGCCAGGCUUGGUAACAGAGCCUCAGUCUGCAGCUGUAGAAAACAGUGAGGAAUUGCCAGAGCCUGAUCUUGAGGGGCUAGGAGAUGCUCCAGGGGAUGGAGGUGUGGAGGAUGAGGAUGAUCUGGCUCUUGACUUGGAUCCUGACAAAGGAGAUGAUGACUUGGGCAACCUGGACAACCUUGAAACCAAUGAUCCGCAUCUAGAUGACUUGCUCAACAGUGAUUUUAACAGUGAAUUUGAUUUGUUGGCUUACACUGACCCUGAACUGGACCAAGGCGAUCCUAAAGAUGUCUUUUCAGACCAGCUGCGGCUGGUGGAAGCAGAAAGUGAAGCACCUUCAUCUUUGUCUGGACCUGCCCAUGCUAAAGUGAAAGACAAAACUAAAGUGGAGCCAGGGCACAAGCCUUUAUCCAAGGUCCCUACUACUACACCGGUAUCUUCUACCAAGCUGCCAUCCUCUGCUGUAACUGCUGAUAUAUCCAAAGUCAAAGUAGAAGACAGAGGUCAGACCCCUCGGCUGCAGUCAGGGCAGACUGUGAUUAAAGAUGGCGUAGGUGAGACUGUGUCAAUGCUUCUUGGUGGGAAUACACCAACAACCAAGACAGCAGAAACAGAAAACCAGCCAGCCUCACUGAGUUCUGUUCGAUUAGGUGGACUUCCAUAUCCCUUGCCAAGCCAAGAUGAUUCAUUUUCUUCUGGUACCCCACAUAGAGAUAUCAGUGAUGAUACGCUGGGGCUACCUGAUGUAGGGGGGCAGCACUCCCCUGCAGAAGAUUUGGCAAAGGUAGAAAGCUCUUUAGAUGGUGAAUUGCCUCUUCUAAUCCAAGAUCUACUUGAACAUGAGAAGAAAGAACAGCAGAAGCAGCAACAGCUUAGUUCUCUUCAUCAGGGAGGCAUGGCUCCUCGUUUUCCUGGCCUCUCAAAUCAACAUCCAAACCAGCAGGCACCUGGACAACUAAUGCUACAACAUCAGCAUCACCCACCACCCCAAGGAAUGGUACCACAGUCAGGAAUGGUACCGCGUGCUCCACAUAUGUUGCAACAGCAGCAAAGGCUUAUGGGACCUGGAAUGGCACCUCAGCCUCACAUAGCCAUGACCCAACAGCAAGCCAUGAUGAGAGCAGGGCAGCCAGGGAUCCACCCAGGCCUUGGUGCUCAACCACAGCCGGCAGUAAAACAGUCAUUGGCCAACAGUUUCUUCCCAGACAAAGAUUUGGACAAAUUUGCUGCUGAUGACAUUAUGGAUCCCAUUGCCAAGGCAAAGAUGGUGGCACUAAAGGGUAUUAAAAGAGUUUUGGCACAGGAUCCAAUGGUCGUUCCUUCUGGCAUUAACAGGCAACAAGUUUCUCUGCUUGCUCAACGACUGGCCUCUGCCCCAGGCGCAGAUCCAGCUCAGGUCCCAUCCGGUCCACUGAAGGAAGGGGAAGCAAGUGACCCUGCCCAAUCAAGACCUAAUCCUCCUCAGUUUGUGCAAGGAAUCAUAAAUGAUGCAGAACAGCAUCAAUAUGAAGAAUGGCUACUUCAUACUCAGCAGUUACUCCAAAUGCAGUUGAAAUUUUUGGAGGAACAGAUUGGAGUUCACAGAAAAUCCCGCAAAGCACUGUGCGCUAAGCAACGCACAGCUAAGAAGGCUGGCAGGGAGUUUGCUGAGGCAGAUGCAGAGAAACUGAAGUUGGUUACAGAGGAACAAAGCAAGAUUCAGAAACAGCUUGACCAGGUGCGCAAGCAGCAGAAGGAGCACACCAAUCUUAUUGCAGAAUACAAAAGCAAGCAACAACAGCAUCAACAAGGCUCAGGUCUGCUUACCCCAGGUCAUUCUGCACAAGGUGGACCCUCUCGCAUGUUUCCAAAGAUGCCUGGCCAGAUGAUGAUGGGGCAACAGGGAACACCAGUAAUGGGCCAACAUCCUGGCAUGAUAGCCCAAGGUGGAAUGCCUUUAAGGAUGCCCCAAGGGCAGCCCUUUAUAGGAGCACAACCUCAGCUUCCUGCUGGUCUUGGAGGCAGUGGUGCCAGAGUUCCAGGUCCUCCAACAGGGUUCUUCCCACAGGCUUCUGGAAUGCAAGGUGCAGACCCCAGAAUUAUUCAGGAAAGACAGCUUCAGCACAGGAUGCAAAUGGUAAAGAUUCAGCAACAGCAGCAGGUGAUGAUGAGUCAACAGCCAAUACCACACCAAAGUCAACAGUCUGGCUUAAUAACUCAGCAACAGUCUGGCAUGAUGGGAAACCAACUUAUGGCCCAGCAGCAAGCAAACACUCAACAGGGAAUGCUAGCCAAUCAGGCAAAUCAGCAGAACAUGGUGCAGGUCCAACAAGGAAUGGUUGGAGGCCAGUCUGUGGGCCCACCACAACAGAACCUUGUGGUAGGCCAACCUAUUAAUCACUCUCAAGCCAUGACUACUCAACCAGGGAUAAUGGGAGGUCAGUCAUCACAACAACAGAGGCCUCAGCUGAUGAUGGGUCAGCAGGGUGUGGUCGGGUCUCCAGGUCACCCAGGACUUAGAGGACCCCAGGCUCAAUUGAUACCACAACAACAGAACAUUUUAGCCCAGCACAUGCUUACUUCUCAACAGCAGCACAGUGUUGCAAAGAAUUUAACCCACAUUCAGCAGCAUCAGAUGACACAGCAAAGGCACUCAACACAAAUGAUUAGUCAGUCCAGCCAAGAUCAAGGAGGACUUUCCCAACCAUCUACACCACAAAUGGGCUCACCACCUUCUGCAGGAAGUAAUACACCCCAACCACAGGGCUCUACAGACAGCCAAAACUCAGGACCCAAAGACGGUAGAAUCCUCAGCCCUGCCUCAAAAACUCCACCACAGCAAAGUGGACCAUCCACUCCCAGUCAGAUGUCCCAGCAAGGCUCUAUUAAUGAGCAUCAGUCUGACCUGGGACGGCAACAGUUGCAGCAACAUCAAAGCCAGAUGUAUAUUACCCAGCAUCAAUCAAAUCCUCAAUCUGUACAUGAACCACAAACCGGUUUGACUGGAAACCAGCAAGCUGGUGUGCCUUUGCAACACCAGCAUCAGCUUCCACUUGGUCUCCAGAGGCAAGCUUCCCUCACUGUUGAGAAACCAGGUUUAAUAACAAUAAAAGAGGAAGGGAAACCAGUUGAUUUCCUAGCUCCACAACAGCAAACUGCUCAAAAUAACUCACAGCAGUCGCAGGAUCACACCAUGCAAUCACAGAUCAUCGGUCAGAAUCAUCCUGGCCAACCACAACCUGUUCCGAUGGGACUUAAUCCACAGCAGCAAGCCCUCAUGGCCCAGCAACAGAAACAACAGGCAAUGAUGGGCAUGAUGAGAGCUCAACAACAAGGGAUGAUGGCACAGAGGCCUGGGCUCCCACCUGGACAGAUCCGUGCUCCCAUCAACAUCCAGGCUAUUAUUGCCCAGAAUCCUCAGCUUCGCAAUCUACCCCCAAACCAACAGAUACAGCACAUUCAGGCUAUGAUUGCGCAGAGGCAACUCCAUCAGGGACAGAUGUUGCGGAUGACAGCAGGCCAAGGACAACCAAGACCACAGCCUCCACAGGUUGGGCAGCAGAUUAUGGCAAUGGACAGCCAUCACAUGCCAUGUGGAAACAUGGGAAAACCAGGAGCAGUGGCUAGUCAACAGCAGUCAGGCAUGUUUGGCCAGCAACCUGGUGUUGCUUCUCAGAUACAGCAAGGAAUGAUGCUUUCUGGUCAGCAGCAGCCUCAACCAGGGGAAAUGAUGCAGCAGCAUAUAAUGAGAGGCCAGGUACCAAUGCCACGUUCCCCUAUGGACCAGAGUCGUAUGAUAAGGCCAGCAUCUCCACGUCAACCAUUAGCCAACUCUCCUGGGGAUCAACAACGGCAUACAUUUAAUCAAGUUAUGCGUCCACCCACUCCCACCCAAAAUCAACAGCAAGCACUAAUGGCAGCUGCAGCAGGCCGUGUGCAGGGCUCUCCAUCUCAUGCAUAUUCUCCCAGAGGUCCUUUUGGCAUGAGCCCAGCCAACCCAGCUUCACCUCAUUCAUCCCAUGUCUCCUCACCUUCUGUAGGUGACAAUAGAGCUGGAAGGGGGAGUCCAUACAGCCAAGUUAAGGCAUCCCCACUCAGAUCACCUGGAGCCAAGAGCCCACUUGAUUGUCCCGGACUGAAAGUAGAAAUUCAGAUGUCAGGCAGUGAAACAGCUUCUGUUGUUCCUAAUGGGCCACAAAAAUGCAUGAAUAUUCAGCAACAGCUGCAGCAGGGAAUGGAAAGCCACAUUCCUCACACACAACAGGGAGAGUCAUACAAGAUGACAAUACAGAACAUCAAACAGGAACCGAAGGAGGUUCAGUGUGAUGGUACAACAGAGACUACUCCUGGAGUCAUAAAACGAGAAGCAGCAGGUGAGAUGGUUUCUUCUGGGAGCAACACUAGCUUUAUUAAUAGUGGAAAUUUGUCUAGAGAUCCCGAGACCCCAGGAUCCAGAUCCGAGACUGGACAGCAACUGCUACAGAAACUCCUGAAAACUAAGAAUCUUCAACUUGGUGCUCAAAGGCCCUCUGAAGGCAUCCACAAUGAGAUCAAUGGUCACAUCAACAGCAAACUGGCAAUGCUUGAGCAAAAACUUCAAGGGACUCCUCGAAAUAUGGAGGAUUUACAGUCUAUAACAAAAAGGGCUCCUGUACAAAAGCCAAAGCGCACAAAUAAGACGACUGGAGACAGAGGGCCAAAUUCACGGAAAAAGAAUAAGAAGGAGGAGGUUGGGAAAAGUGCUGAAGCCCUAAUAAAACAACUUAAACAGGGUCUCUCCCUUUUACCCUUGAUGGAGCCAUCAAUCACUGCCAGUCUGGAUCUCUUUGCUCCUUUUGGAAGCAGUCCAGCCAAUGGCAAAGCUCAGCUCAAAGGAUCCUUUGGAAAUGCAGUGCUGGACAAUAUACCCGACUACUAUUCUCAGCUACUUACCAAGAGUAACCUCAGCAACCCCCCAACACCCCCAUCAUCGUUGCCACCUACACCACCUCCAUCAGUACAGCACAAGCUGUUGAAUGGAGUGACUCCAGGGGAGGAGCUCUCUGAGGUUCAGAAAGAUGCUGAGACAGCUGAUGAGCCAAUGGAUUCUGCCACAGAGGAAGUGAAGAGUGUAGACAUUCUAGCAGCUCUCCCCACACCACCACAUAACCACAAUGAGGACAUCAGGAUGGAAAGUGAUGAUGAGGAUGCCCCAGAAAGCAUUAUCCCUGCGUCAUCCCCUGAGAGUAAUGUAGGAGAUGAAACACCCCGAUUUCCUCACUUGCGGGAGCCUAAGGAGGAGGAGACCGAGAGGGCAAUAUCCCCAAUCAUACCCCUCAUACCUCGCACUACCAUCCCAGCCUUUCCAGAAAAUAAACUACUUGAAGGACCUGAUGGCAAGACUGUUUCCACAUCCAACCACUGGGACAAGACUAAAAGCAAUGAAGUGUCUGUUACACUCACAAUGUCCUCUGCCGCAGCAAAGAAACUUAAUCAUGUAAUGAUGGCCAUGGCCCAGCUGCUGAGCAUAAGGAUGCCAGGUUCUUAUGAAGUAACGUUCCCUCCCCAAAAUGCUGACAUGCCUGGAAUUGAUGGGCCUGGAAAAGGACCUGGUCAGUCAGGGGCACUGAGCACAAAGGACAGCCCUUCACCAAGUCAGGAUGAUUGGCUCAGGCAAUUUGAUGUCUCUCUGCCUGGUUGCACACUGAAGAAACAAGUGGACAUUUUGGCACUAGUGAAGCAGGAAUUCUCAGAAGAAGAGGAGAAACCAGUGCAACACUGUUACACAACAAAUGUAAACGAUUUGGAUGUACGCCAUCUUCCAGUUAUACCAGUGGAGGAGUCUCCACCCCCAUCACCAUUGCCUCCUCAGCCUUCUCCACCUUUACCAGUCACAGCUGGUGAGGCUGAAUCUUCCAAAAAGUCAACAUCUCCAACCCCCCCUCCUUCCAGCCCCACUGACAUUCAGACUAAGACUGAGCCUGAACAGGAUGUUGAUGCUCCAACUGAUGAUGCUAAACCUGCUAUUGUCUCAGAGUCAGAAAUUUUCGCUCCAGAUAUGGUUACUGAACCUUCGACUGCCCCUUCACAUAGUGAUCCCACCAUACCUUCUGAUCCUACUGCUCCUUCUGAAGUUCAUCUGAGUGCUACUGUCAAGGAGGAGGAUUCUGUCACUGAGCCAGCUCAACCUCCUAAAGAUUCUCCCAUUACCAUGGAGUCUUCACCUAAGGCUGUCAAACAACGCAGGCCUCUCUCUCCUGAUGAGGAGAUAGUACACCCCAAAUUGAAAAAAUGGAAAGGGAUUCGCUGGAAGCGGCUUCAGAUUGUCAUCACAAUACGCAAGGGUGGAUCAAAGAAAGAGAACAGCCGGGAGGUUUCUGAGCUGAUGGAACGUCUGCGGAUCACUCUUCGACCAGAGAAGCUGCCACGAGAUAAACGCAAAUGCUGCUUCUGCCACGAUGAAGGUGAUGGGGCUACAGAUGGGCCUGCACGCUUGCUCAACAUUGAUGUGGAUUUAUGGGUGCACCUAAACUGUGCUCUGUGGUCCACAGAAGUGUAUGAGACACAGGGAGGUGCCCUAAUCAAUGUAGAGGUGGCUCUGCGGCGCGGAUUGCGGACUCUUUGUGCGUACUGCCAGAAAACUGGUGCCACCAACAGCUGUAACAGGUUGCGCUGCCCAAAUGUCUACCACUUUGCCUGUGCCAUCCGAGCACGCUGCAUGUUCUUCAAGGAUAAAACAAUGUUGUGCACCCAGCAUAAGCUAAAGGGCCCCAGUGAUGAUGAACUCAGUACAUUUGCUGUUUUACGUCGGGUUUACAUUGAGCGUGAUGAAGUGAAGCAGAUUGCCAGCAUCUUACAGCGAGGUGACCGUAUCCACCUAUUCCGUGUAGGUGGUCUAAUCUUUCAUGCUGUGGGCCAAUUGUUGCCUUCCCAGAUGGCCAACUUCCACUCACCCACUGCCAUCUUCCCUGUUGGCUAUGAGGCCACUCGCAUCUAUUGGAGCACGCGUGUGCCCAACAAGCGAUGUCGCUACCGCUGCCGCAUCAGUGAAGAUGAUGGCCAGCCUCUGUUUGAGGUGCGUGUUUUGGAGCAUGGCAUGGAGGAUUUGCACUAUCACGACACUACUCCAGAUGGAAUCUGGAACCAGAUUAUUCAGCAAGUGGCUAAACUCCGUGAUGAAUCAUCCAUGUUGAAGCUGUUCACUGAUCAUCUGAAGGGAGAAGAGAUGUAUGGCCUCACAAUUCAUGCAGUCAUGCGAAUCACUGAGUCGUUGCCUGGAGUGGAAAACUGCCAGAACUACCAGUUCCGAUAUGGCCGGCACCCUCUGAUGGAGCUUCCCCUCAUGAUAAAUCCCACUGGCUGUGCUCGCUCUGAACCCAAGGUCCCCACACAGUGCAAGAGGCCUCACACUUUGAAUAGCACCAGCGUGUCAAAGGCCUACCAGAGUACCUUCACUGGAGAGCUCAACACACCGUACAGCAAGCAGUUUGUCCACUCAAAGUCUUCUCAGUAUCGGCGUCUGAAGACCGAAUGGAAGAACAACGUGUAUCUGGCACGCUCUCGUAUUCAGGGCUUGGGGCUGUAUGCUGCAAAGGAUCUGGAGAAGCAUACCAUGGUCAUUGAGUACAUUGGUACUGUCAUACGCAACGAGGUGGCCAAUCGCCGUGAGAAGAUCUAUGAGUCACAGAACCGUGGGAUCUACAUGUUCCGCAUCAACAAUGAGCAGGUGAUUGAUGCUACUCUAACAGGUGGUCCAGCUCGUUAUGUGAACCAUUCCUGUGCCCCCAACUGUGUUGCUGAGGUUGUAACAUUUGAUAAAGAAGAUAAGAUUAUCAUCAUUUCCAGCCGCAGGAUUCCCAAAGGAGAAGAGCUGACCUAUGACUACCAGUUUGAUUUUGAAGAUGAUCAGCACAAGAUCCCUUGCCAUUGUGGAGCCUGGAAUUGCCGGAAGUGGAUGAACUAACCAGAAGAAAUAAAAAGGAGAAUUGCUGUCGGUGGUACCAGAACACUUGUUCGCCAAAGCCUUUGAAUCCUACAAAGCCAGUGCAUAAGCUGUUCUGAAAGAUGUGGAAGGAGGCUGUCCUCCACUAUUGAAAGACAAAAGUGUUGACACCUGUAGCCAAAGGUCUGAAAAGCAUUAAUCAAUAAGAAACAACCAACCACCUUAAAUCAACAGCUGCUUGAUGGUGGGACUUCGCUUGUUUUGGGCUUGUGAAUCACCCUUUCCUUCGCCAAAACCUAUUUUCCCUCUCGACCAUUCUACUCUCAAUAAGCUUGCAGUGGUUUGAAUAGAAUCCUCAACAUCUACCAAAUGAUUCUGACCCUCUGAUAUCAGUACUUGUAGUACAGAGCUCUCCUAGAGCUCCAACAAAAAGCCAUGUUAAAAUACUAAGAAUAAACUAAGGAUGCAUUUUUAUGUUUUAAGUUGGACCUAUUUCCUGUCCCACCUGACCACACCUCCCCCUCACCUCCCAGAAAAGGCACUUUCCCCAUCAAGUCAUCGAUGAUUCAUGACGACAACUUGGAUUAUUGGCUCGCUAGACAAUCUUGAUGUGGCGCUGUGUAAGAACCACACACGAUCGAUGGAUAAGGAAAAAAAAAAAAUUUAGGUUAAAAAAAAAAUUGAGACGCUAUUCAUCUGUGGCUCCAGCAGCACCAGAUGUUCUGACUGUGUGGAGUCCCAAGGUGGGUUAAUCCGACCCAGUCUACCUCACUGAUUUAGCGGGAAGUGACUGCUUUGUAUAAGAACUGUUAACUGCUACUGUGGAAUUACUCUGUGGGGGGCGUAGGGGGGUGGUGGGGGUGGGGUUUUUAUGGGCUUAGCCCUCUCGGACAAGCAGGGAAUCUAAAGCAGCAGGUUUGCUCUAUCUACUCUAUGCUGAUGAUGAUUUACAAUAAUGAGCCAACAUAAUUAUUAUACAUGAAUUAUUUAUACAGAAGAAAUAUAUGACAGUUUUGAUAAGAUAUUGCAUUAAAAUCACAAUCAGAAGCUUACUGGGCGCUUUUUAUGCCACCAAAUCAUCCUGGAUGUUGAUGUAAUCUUUUUUGCUUUUUUUUUUUUUUUUUUUUUUUUUUAUUUAUGCAUCUCAAAAAUCAUGGUAUUCGCUGUGUGAAAGCACAAUAACAUCCACCUUUUGAGUUGCCUGAGACAAUAAUGAUCUAAAUGUAUGGCUCAAGGAUCAUCUAGUCUUUGAAGAGGAUUUAAAAGUCCAAACUUAACCAAGUACCCUUUAGAUGUCUGCUUUAUUCAUUGAAGUUCCACCUGCUGAAAGCAGCUGGUGGAUGCAUGACUACUGUCCCAUGUAAUGCUUUUUAUUCCCUAACAACUCAACCUUAAAACUUUGAAUCAUGCCUCUUCCUCUCUGUAUUAUUUAAUGGACUGUUUAACUUUACUGUAGUAAGUCUUCCUCUGCCUGAGUACAGCCUGCAGUGUUUUUACUUCCCCUGUAGUGUGCUUUUUCUAGUACUGGUACUGUCUAAUUGAGGCUGAACUGGUGGCAGGGAAAGACUUAUUGGAUGAAAGGGCAUUUGUUUUCAUUUGUGUAAGAUAAUGAAAAAAGUCUUUAAAGGGAGCUUUACUAAAACUCCAUCUUCCCAUACUACUUUGUUUCAUCCUCCCCCCGUAACCUAUGACCUCACAAUUUAAAAAUGCAAAGUUGUACAAACUGUAAAUAUAGUAUAUGCAUCAGGGGACAGCAACUCUUUAUCCCACCCCUUUGUAAUCAAUAAAGUUAAAAGUGCAGAAAAACAUCUGUAGAAAAAAGAACCACUGGAUAUCAUUUUAACUAAGAUAAAGCUGUACAUAAAUAUAAAUAUAUGUAAAAUGGCAAACUAAUAUCUUUAUGUAUAUGAACCAGAGUGUUUUGCAUUUACCUGUUUUUCUAUUAGUGUUUUUUGCUAUAAGCUUUGAGACAAGUUUGUUGAAUUAGGUAUGAGGAAAAUGUCAAGCCUUCUCCUAUUAUGAUGAGAAGCCAAGGUGAUUAUUGAACUGUUUGGGUUAACGUGGAGAGUCAUUUAUCAGACAUGAAAAUCUCUUCUUGCGUAAAGCAGUACAAUGGUGCAUAGCAUUUGUAUUUAUGUAACAUUGUUUGUGUUUAUUUUUUGUUUUAUUUAUGCUUGUUGAUUACCAAAACCUGUCCCUUAAUCAGUCACAAUUGGAUUAAUUAUAGUCUUGAAUGGAAAUUCUUGAAAUCCCUAAGAUAUUGUUAGUGGUUUUUGUUUUGUUUUUUUUAUCUGCCCUAUAGAAGUGAAUGUGUUGGUAAACCUUGUGAAAUGGUUACUUGGCCUAAUGUUUGUUAUGAUGUAAUACUCAAAGUUAAUCCCACACUUAACCUGGUAAUGAAUUGCACUCAUAGUAUAACAGAGAAACUUCUUUAAAGUGGUAGAUAUUGAUCCAAGUAUCCUAAACUGUUUAUAUAUAUAUAUAUAUAUAUAUAUAUAUAUAUAUAUAUAUAUAUAUAUAUAUAUAUAUAUAUAUAUAUAAUUUUCUUAUUUUUUUUGGUAUGAUUCUGUUUCAAGGGAAGACCAUGAUAAGACAUUAUGACUCUCACUGGAUUUUAGCCUGAAUAAUUUUUAACUUCUCUGAAGCUUAAUUUAAGUUCUCUGCAUAUCUUAUAAUUUAAUAAAGUUUGCUCAAAUUGAAGGUUUUUUUAACCUCACAUUUUUAAAAAGAUGUUGCAUCUGUACAGCAGAGAUACUUUUAGGGAAUAUGAAUAAAUAUGAUCAUUUUUAUUGUAUGUGGCAUGUUUUGUAUGGAUAUUCUUUUGAAUUGUACAUAUUUUUUUCAGGACGCCAGAGGUUGCAUCUCUUUAUAUACUGGUUUCCCCACUCCCUUUCCCCUUCAUCUUAUUUCUUUGUCUGCUUUUGUUUCUUUGAAAGGAAAAUAAAAUGCAUUUUAAAUAUG
Molecule: messenger RNA, 18635 nt
Organism: Melanotaenia boesemani (Boeseman's rainbowfish)
Lineage: Eukaryota; Metazoa; Chordata; Actinopteri; Atheriniformes; Melanotaeniidae
Gene: kmt2d
Product: lysine (K)-specific methyltransferase 2D
Exons: 55
Coding region: 615-15695 (5026 amino acids)
Biological process (GO): positive regulation of transcription by RNA polymerase II
Cellular component (GO): MLL3/4 complex; nucleus
Molecular function (GO): transcription coactivator activity; histone binding; histone H3K4 methyltransferase activity
Source: RefSeq, a predicted model, not a curated record